AUGUCACGAUUCUUCAAGAACUUCCGCAUGCAGGGUACUAACCUUGAAAUCAUGAAGUUUGCCAUCUGUGUUACUUUCCCUAUUGGUACCAUGAUUUGGGUCGGUAACGAUACCCAUGAGAAAUUCAAUGUGCCCAAUUUCUGGCCUGACCCAAGCACUCUUCAUCGUAUCCCCAAGACUCCAGAAGAACUUCAAGCUGAACUUGCUCGUAUGAGAGCAGCUCGUGCUGAGAAAAGAGCUCGAUUAGAACGUGAAGCCCAACAAAUGAGUAUUGUGGCACCCACACAGGAAGAACUGGAAGCUAGAGAACUUGAAGGAAUGAAAAAUAGACUCAAGGUUAGAGAGCUUGCUGAACAAGCACUUCGUCAGAAGCAAGAAGAAGAAGAAGAAGCAGCGACAGCAGCAGCAGCAGCAGCAGUGGUAGCAACAGAGGCAGUUGAGGUGUCUAGUUCGUCUGCAGCUGCUUCAGCUUAG
This is a messenger RNA of Magnusiomyces paraingens, 474 nucleotides long. RefSeq lists its product as uncharacterized. Gene Ontology annotation, cellular component: mitochondrion; mitochondrial inner membrane. The transcript has a single exon. The record is from RefSeq and is a predicted model, not a curated record. The coding region runs from base 1 to 474 and encodes 157 amino acids. Lineage: Eukaryota; Fungi; Ascomycota; Dipodascomycetes; Dipodascales; Dipodascaceae. Gene Ontology annotation, biological process: mitochondrial respiratory chain complex IV assembly.